CUUCCUCUUUCUCCGCUGUAGCCACCGUUGAGCCCAGCCGCAGAGGCCCUGUAAGCAUCCUUCCUCUCCCGCCAGCGGUGAGUCUAAAAGCUGGGAACCAUGACAACUCACGUAACCCUGGAAGAUGCUCUGUCCAAUGUGGACCUCCUGGAGGAGCUGCCAUUACCAGAUCAGCAGCCAUGCAUCGAGCCACCUCCAUCAUCCAUUAUGUACCAGGCCAACUUUGAUACAAAUUUUGAAGACAGAAAUGCUUUUGUAACUGGCAUUGCUAGAUACAUUGAGCAAGCAACAGUGCAUUCUAGCAUGAAUGAGAUGUUGGAGGAAGGGCAUGAAUAUGCAGUAAUGCUUUAUACUUGGAGGAGCUGCUCCAGAGCUAUUCCCCAGGUAAAGUGUAAUGAGCAACCAAACCGAGUAGAGAUUUAUGAGAAGACAGUGGAAGUCUUAGAGCCAGAAGUGACAAAACUCAUGAAGUUCAUGUACUUUCAGAGAAAGGCCAUUGAACGAUUCUGUGGUGAAGUCAAGCGUUUGUGCCAUGCAGAGAGAAGGAAAGACUUUGUUUCAGAAGCGUAUCUACUGACAUUGGGGAAGUUUAUCAAUAUGUUUGCAGUCUUGGAUGAAUUGAAGAACAUGAAGUGCAGUGUCAAAAAUGACCACUCUGCUUACAAAAGAGCAGCCCAGUUUUUAAGAAAAAUGGCUGAUCCUCAGUCUAUUCAAGAAUCACAGAACCUGUCCAUGUUCCUAGCAAACCAUAAUAGGAUCACUCAGUGCUUGCAUCAGCAGCUGGAAGUAAUCCCUGGUUAUGAAGAACUGUUGGCUGAUAUUGUCAACAUCUGUGUGGAUUACUAUGAAAACAAGAUGUAUUUGACACCCAGCGAGAAGCAUAUGCUUUUGAAGGUCAUGGGUUUUGGUCUGUACCUGAUGGAUGGAAGUGUCAGUAAUAUUUACAAAUUAGAUGCCAAGAAGAGAAUCAACCUCAGCAAAAUUGAUAAAUUCUUCAAGCAGCUGCAGGUGGUUCCUUUAUUCGGCGAUAUGCAGAUAGAGCUGGCCAGAUACAUUAAGACCAGUGCUCACUAUGAGGAGAACAAAUCCAAAUGGACAUGCACUCAGAGCAGCAUCAGUCCACAGUAUAACAUCUGUGAGCAGAUGGUACAGAUCCGAGAUGAUCAUAUCCGGUUUAUCUCUGAACUUGCUCGCUACAGCAACAGUGAGGUUGUAACUGGUUCAGGAUUGGACAGUCAGAAGUCAGAUGAAGAAUAUAGGGAGCUUUUUGACCUGGCUUUAAGGGGACUUCAACUUUUAUCAAAGUGGAGUGCACAUGUGAUGGAAGUGUAUUCUUGGAAGCUGGUCCAUCCCACGGAUAAGUUCUGUAACAAAGAUUGUCCAGGCACUGCUGAAGAGUAUGAGAGAGCUACACGAUACAAUUAUACCAGUGAGGAAAAGUUUGCUUUUGUGGAGGUUAUUGCUAUGAUCAAGGGCCUGCAAGUGCUCAUGGGUCGCAUGGAGAGCGUCUUCAACCAGGCUAUCAGGAACACAAUCUAUGCUGCUCUACAGGACUUUGCUCAGGUGACCCUGAGAGAGCCCCUGAGGCAAGCAGUCAGGAAGAAGAAAAAUGUCCUCAUCAGGAUGACUGCAAUAACAGUCAUCAACAUGUCUUUUCAGCUUUAUAUGGUGAGAACCAUGCUAGAAUCCCUCAUUGCAGACAAGAGUGGUUCAAAGAAGACUCUCAGAAGCAGCCUGGAUGGACCAAUAGUUCUGGCCAUUGAAGAAUUCCAUAAGCAGUCCUUCUUCUUUACACAUCUUCUGAAUAUAAGUGAAGCCCUCCAACAAUGCUGUGAUUUGUCCCAACUUUGGUUCCGAGAAUUUUUUCUGGAGUUGACCAUGGGUCGCCGAAUUCAGUUUCCCAUUGAGAUGUCAAUGCCCUGGAUUCUAACUGAUCACAUCCUGGAUACCAAAGAACCAUCCAUGAUGGAAUAUGUGCUCUACCCACUGGAUCUCUACAACGAUAGCGCAUAUUAUGCUUUGACCAAGUUUAAAAAGCAGUUUCUCUAUGAUGAAAUUGAAGCAGAAGUGAACUUAUGUUUUGAUCAGUUUGUGUAUAAACUGGCAGAUCAAAUCUUUGCUUACUAUAAAGCAAUGGCUGGCAGUGUUUUACUGGAUAAGCGCUUCCGGGCUGAAUGUAAAAAUUAUGGAGUGAUUAUCCCUUACCCACCAUCGAAUCGCUAUGAAACAUUGCUCAAACAAAGACAUGUCCAGCUGCUAGGCAGAUCCAUUGACUUGAACAGACUUAUCACUCAGCGUAUCUCAGCUGCAAUGUACAAAUCAUUAGAUCAGGCUAUUAGCCGCUUUGAAAGUGAAGAUCUGACGUCCAUAGUGGAACUUGAAUGGCUUUUGGAGAUCAAUCGUUUGACACAUAGACUCUUGUGCAACCACAUGACCUUGGACAGUUUUGAUGCCAUGUUCCGCGAGGCCAAUCAUAAUGUUUCAGCUCCUUAUGGGCGCAUCACGUUGCAUGUCUUCUGGGAGCUAAACUUUGACUUUUUACCUAAUUAUUGCUACAAUGGAUCUACUAACAGGUUUGUGCGGACAGCAAUUCCAUUCACCCAAGAACCCCAGAGAGAUAAACCCGCCAAUGUUCAGCCGUAUUAUCUUUAUGGCUCAAAGCCACUCAACAUUGCAUACAGCCACAUUUAUAGCUCUUACCGAAACUUUGUGGGACCCCCACACUUCAAGACAAUCUGCCGACUUCUUGGAUACCAAGGGAUUGCUGUUGUGAUGGAAGAACUGCUGAAGAUUGUCAAAAGCCUGCUGCAAGGAACCAUCCUUCAGUAUGUGAAGACCUUGAUAGAGGUGAUGCCGAAGAUUUGCCGCCUGCCAAGGCAUGAGUAUGGAUCUCCAGGAAUCCUGGAAUUUUUCCACCACCAGCUGAAAGACAUAAUUGAAUAUGCAGAACUAAAGACUGAUGUAUUCCAAAGUCUGAGGGAAGUGGGUAAUGCCAUUCUUUUCUGCCUUCUCAUAGAACAGGCCCUGUCCCAGGAAGAAGUGUGUGAUUUGCUGCAUGCUGCUCCCUUCCAAAAUAUUUUGCCCAGGGUCUACAUCAAAGAAGGAGAACGCUUGGAGGUACGCAUGAAGCGUCUCGAAGCCAAAUAUGCCCCACUUCACCUGGUUCCCUUAAUAGAGAGGCUGGGAACUCCUCAGCAAAUAGCCAUAGCCCGUGAAGGAGACUUGCUGACCAAGGAGAGAUUGUGCUGUGGGCUGUCCAUGUUUGAAGUUAUCCUGACCCGCAUUCGUAGCUACCUCCAAGAUCCCAUCUGGCGUGGGCCUCCCCCAACAAACGGCGUCAUGCAUGUUGAUGAAUGCGUUGAAUUUCACCGGCUCUGGAGCGCCAUGCAAUUUGUAUACUGCAUUCCAGUUGGAACAAAUGAAUUCACUGCUGAACAGUGCUUUGGAGAUGGCUUAAACUGGGCUGGUUGCUCAGUCAUAGUUCUUCUGGGACAACAGCGUCGUUUUGACCUUUUUGACUUCUGCUAUCAUCUGUUAAAAGUGCAAAGACAGGAUGGGAAGGAUGAAAUCAUAAAGAACGUGCCACUUAAGAAAAUGGCUGACAGGAUCAGGAAGUACCAAAUUCUGAACAAUGAGAUUUUUGCCAUCCUGAACAAAUACAUGAAAUCGGUGGAAACAGACAGUUCAACAGUUGAGCAUGUGCGCUGCUUCCAGCCCCCCAUCCAUCAGUCCUUGGCCACAACAUGUUAAAUGUUCAGCCUUGGAAAUACAGUGUGAAGAUUUGUGUCUUUCCAUUGGACAUUGGUGAGAAAGGUUGGACUUCAGCUGUUGGAAGCCAAACAGCUGCAAACACAGGUCCCGCAACAAAGCAGGCAUGGAUGGAUCCAGUACACAAAGAUGCAUUUCCUAGAAGACUCAUUUGAAUGCAUGUUCUUCUAUAUCUUUCUGGCUGGCUUUACCUAUAGUGUUGAAACUGUGGUGAGAAGAAGCAGAAAGUGUAUUUUUUCCUCCUGGGGUUUCCUUUAUUUUCAUGACAACCCAUAAUCCAUCUGAUCAAGCACAAAAAUCUGCAGUCUUUAAAUGGUCAUUGUUUUUGAGAUUCCAAUGAAAGAAGCCCACAUUUCAAAAUGUUGCCAGUCUUCCACUUGGUGCAUACUGAAAUAACAGCAGUUUUCCUUGAUAACUUGGUUUUGUGAUAUAAGUGCUUAAACAUUUUGAAAUAAUGAGUUUCUCCCCUACAAGUGAUACAGAAAAGGCAUUCUAUCAUUUUACAAUAGUAUAUAAUUGUUUACUUGAAAUCAACAGGUUUCUGCUAUACUGUAAUUGUUAUCUCACUUUCUAGGUUUACUUUGCUAAGCCAAAUUUGGAAUUAGUUUACAGUGGCAUAUUAACAAACAAACUCAAUUUUUGCAUUGACUGACAGUGCUACGGAGAAAGGGAAACAAAGUAAUGCUUUCUUUUCAGUCUCUUUCUUGACAUGAAUACAUCUGAGCUAAUAUUUGUUUCUUACUGUUAGAAUUACAGACAGUCAUUGUCUAUAUGUGAUACACAUUGUAAUGGCCUCAGCCCUUAGUGAAGUUAGCAGGCCACAUCUUCUUCAAAGGUUGAAUGGAAAUGGGGUUCAUAUUUUGAGCUGAGCAUCUUUUUCUCUUUGGAAUGCUUUUAGUAGAAGAAUGAGAUUGUUAUAUGUCUGUAUUCCUGAAAAUGGGAAUCUAUGAUAAUUCAAAAUUACAGAUCCAUGUUUAUAAUCGAAAGGAAAUGCUGUUAGGAAUACGUACAACAAAAUCUUUGAUUCAAGCAACAGCUAGUCUUCCUUUAAUAUGUAUGGUUCCAAUGACAUAUUGAUUUCCCAUAGCUGAUUUUAAAAAUGAAAAAGCUUAUAGAAUGAAGGGGAGAGAUAAUUUGAAAACACGUAAGUACUUUUCUUCAUAAUAGAUCUCUUACUUUCUUCAUCCAGGAGAUAAAUCCACACAGUCAAAAGAAAUUAAGUCAGGCACUUUCCAUAACACACAGUCAAGAGAAAUUAAGUCAGGCACUUUCCAUAACAGAUAUGUAUAGGAAAAGGUACGCUUUAAAGAGACAAGAAUGAUGAAAGAGAAACAGAACAAUUAAGUCAGUCACAACUCUUCUUUAUCAGGUGAGAAGAUCUUUGCAACUGCAAAUAUGACAGUAAAAUAGAUUCUGAGGAUAAAAGCAACCCAGUUUAGCAAGUCUCAUUAUCCAAGCAGAACUGGUUUAAUUACCAAAGCCCAAGCAUGUAACAGGUCAGAAAAGGAAACGUAGGAUCUUUUAAGACGUAAGAGAAUAAUUCAUUUCUGAGUUCUUUUGGUAUAGUCUAAGGGACUUGAUUUAUCUAUCAAGGUCCCCUAUAAUUCUCCAGGGUAAAAAGAGGAAUUUUAGAAUGAAGUCCUUUAACAUUUCAGUGGUUCAGAUUAAUGUCCUAUAAAGAAAAUAUAAGUUGCUCUAGUGUUGCUUACAGUUUCAAAAUUAAUUCAAAAUAUUAAAGAUUUGGACAGUUUUCCUUGUUUUUGAGAACAGCAGGGGUAUAGUGUAUUAAAAAGUUCCUGUAUGUAAAUGAAUGAUAGUGUGCAAAACAAUAGUUGUCUUCUAUUCAUCUAUGGAGGCUCAAUCAUUAGAACAUCUUGGUAAUUUGUUGCCAAUGCCAUUUUAAAGUAAUGAUCUGUGAAAUUCUGGAGAUGGUGGUAGAGGUGUUUUUCUGUUCUUUAGCCUGCAAAAAAUAAAGCCAGGCUCUUCCAGUGUUGGAUGUUUCCCAACAGUUCCAGCCUCUUCCAUACUAGUUGGCUUUUAACCUUAUCUUAUUCAAGUCUACUUUGCCAAAUUUGCUGCCCUUCAGAAUUUUGGCCCCUGCUCUGAUGGGAAGAUGCCAAAGAAGGACAAUCUAGCUAAGUUUUUGUUUCCCAUCAUUUAGAUUUUAGAAAUUUUCAUCUAUGCUUUUUCUUCUUUGUCAUAAAUGCAUAUUUAAUUACUGUUCAUCACAAUGAGCCAGGUUAUUAAACCAGAAUCUAUUAAUAACGAUAAAAAGAGAAAAAAACUUAGCUUAAUGUUAUCUGUUUUCAAUCUUGUAAGAACAUUAUAUCGUCAGCAGCAGCAGCAGCAUAAGAUUAUUAGUAUUAAGUAUGUGGCCUUUCUUAAAUGCCUUCUUUCCACUGAAGAUUUACACCUCUUUAUAUAGAAGUUGAUGGAAUAUUGUUUCACAUAUCAUAUCUGUUUCCUAUGCAUAAGUACAGAGGUAGCUAUUUAAGUGGUAAGAUAUUUGAGCUUUUUUCAUGCAACCAUGAUAUCAGCAACACUAAGCCCUCUAUCUGAGAGCGUCAAAGCAGAAAUUCAAAUAUAUAGUUUUCUUAUUUGUACUAAGGAGAUAUUUACCUAAUCAUACAUUGUUUGCUUUUCACAUGAGGCGAUAUCUUGCCACACCAGAUUCCAGGUUGAAUAGAAGUCAACAUCUGUACAAUUGUAUGUGUGGAAACUUUUUCAGAACAAUAAGUAUAUUGCGUAGGCAAAUGUCUGAUUUAGUGUAAUAUCUCAGGUGUGAUUCUGGAACUGGGCUUAUUCUUAACAUUCAUUCAAUGGGUUUGUAGUGGUUAAAUAAGGGUCUCUUGUAUUGAUGGAAAUAUGAAAGCCUCAUAGAAUUAAGACUCUGUACACAGGUAGCAAUGGUGAACAAGAGUUGAGAGAAAGGAAAUGUCCUACUUUUUUCAAUCCCAAAUGUCUGGCAGAACGGUUUGAGUGUUUUCUGAAAGCCAGAACUCCUUAAUAUCACUGUUUCUACCAUAGUGAGCCUUCAUUAACUUUAAAAAACAAAGAAA
This is a messenger RNA of Notechis scutatus (mainland tiger snake), 6827 nucleotides long. The record is from RefSeq and is a predicted model, not a curated record. Lineage: Eukaryota; Metazoa; Chordata; Lepidosauria; Squamata; Elapidae.